Messenger RNA from Eremomyces bilateralis CBS 781.70, 297 nucleotides. Its product is annotated as LSM-domain-containing protein. NCBI's taxonomy places the organism in Eukaryota, Fungi, Ascomycota, Dothideomycetes, Eremomycetales, Eremomycetaceae. The record is from RefSeq and is a predicted model, not a curated record. Gene Ontology annotation, cellular component: Lsm1-7-Pat1 complex; U6 snRNP; catalytic step 2 spliceosome. The transcript is spliced from 4 exons. Bases 1 to 297 code for a protein of 98 amino acids. Gene Ontology annotation, molecular function: RNA binding. Gene Ontology annotation, biological process: P-body assembly; mRNA splicing, via spliceosome.
AUGUCCGACACCGAAGACGCCUCCGCGCCGCAGAGCGAGCCCCUCGACCUUGUGCGCCUCUGCCUCGAUGAGAUCGUCUUCGUGCGGCUGCGCGGCGAUCGCGAGCUCAAGGGUCGCUUGCAUGCAUACGAUUCGCAUUGCAACUUGGUCCUAGGCGACGUGCAAGAGACGAUCUACAUCGUCGAGGAUGAGGAGGAGGAUGAGGAGGGUACAGUGAGGACGGUCAACAAGCAGAGCGAGAUGCUGUUCGUCCGAGGUGAUUCAGUGGUCCUGAUAUCGCCCCAAGGCCAGCCGUGA